Molecule: messenger RNA, 957 nt
Organism: Oryza brachyantha (malo sina)
Lineage: Eukaryota; Viridiplantae; Streptophyta; Magnoliopsida; Poales; Poaceae
Product: BTB/POZ and MATH domain-containing protein 1-like
Exons: 1
Coding region: 1-720 (239 amino acids)
Biological process (GO): protein ubiquitination
Molecular function (GO): protein binding
Source: RefSeq, a predicted model, not a curated record
AUGUCCACCGCCGCCGCCGCCUGCCGCGGCGGUCUGUCGGGGUCGGUCUCCUCCAUAGUAGCCGACACGGCGGCCGGGUACCACCUCCUCAGGAUCGACGGUUACUCCCUCACCAAGGGCAUCCCCACCGGCACGGCUCUCACUUCCAGCCAGUUCACCGCCGCCGGCCACCUCUGGCGAAUCAGCUACUACCCCAAUGGGGACUCUGCCGAAUCCGCUCAUCACAUGUCGCUCCACCUCUUGCUGGACGAAAAGACCAACACCACCAAGCGUGUCAAGGUGCAGGCCCAGUUCCGGUUUCGUUUUGCCGGCAGGGUGACGAAGCAAUCUUCGCUGGUAUUAGGCCAAGACAUGGAGCCACAUGUGUUCAAAUCCUUGCUUACUUUCAUUUACACUGACUCGUUGCCUGAGCUGGAGGACGAAGAAGCAGAUGACGACGAUGGCGGAGAAGGUGACAAUGGAGAUGGAGAUGACGACGGCGGCGAAGAAGGUGACAGUGGCGGUGCGAUGUGGCCUCCAUUGCUCGCAGCGGCAGAUCGGUACGCCGUCCCAAGGCUGAAGGCGAUAUGCGAGAAGAAGCUCUGCAAGGGCAUCGGUGCGAGCACGGUGACCACCACUCUGGAGCUAGCCGAAAGGCACCAUUGCCCGGAGCUGAAGGAGGCGUGCCUGGAGUCCAUGAAAGCUCCGGCGAAUUUGAAGAAGGUGCUGGCUGGUGACUAGGGAUGGCAACGGGGACGUACCCGACGGGUAUCGGCGGAACGUUCUCAUCCCCAUGAGUUUAAAUAUGUCCCGUUCUCAUCCCCGUCCCCGCUCGCGGGGAUAGGUUUUUCCCCGUCCCCGUCCCCGAUCGGGGUUUUCAUACCCGUCGGGUACUCAUACCCAAGUACACACUCAUGUAAAAUAAUUAUUGUAUGAUAAUAAAUAUAACAAACUGUGCAUUUUAAAUGAAAAAACAAA